Spinacia oleracea (spinach) is the source of this 2792-nucleotide messenger RNA. RefSeq lists its product as uncharacterized. The transcript is spliced from 15 exons. Gene Ontology annotation, molecular function: protein binding. NCBI's taxonomy places the organism in Eukaryota, Viridiplantae, Streptophyta, Magnoliopsida, Caryophyllales, Amaranthaceae. The record is from RefSeq and is a predicted model, not a curated record. The coding region runs from base 43 to 2418 and encodes 791 amino acids.
AAGAGAGCUUUCUCAUUUUCUGAGAGAGAAGGAGAGCAAACCAUGGAGAAGCUAAAGUCGAUUAUACCAUUUGAGAUAAAGAGGAAGAUAGAGCAAAGCAGUAUCAAAGAUCUUCCUUCAACAAGUUCAUCUCUCCAUGAUUUCUUAGCUAAAUCCCCUCUCUUUCACUCAAUGGUUGAGGAUUUGACAAAUCCUGAACUGGGGUUUUGCGACAAGAAUAAGGAGGCUGCUUUGGAAUUGAAGAAUAAGGGAAAUGCUUGCUUCUCUUCUUCCGAUUACUCCUCCGCAGCUCGUUUCUAUUCACAAGCGUUACGUGUUGCUCCAGUCGAUGUUGUUGACAAAGGCAACAAGUUGGUUGCAACCUUGUAUGUGAAUCGGGCUUCUUCCUUUCAUAAAAUGAGUCUUUUUGAGGAGUCACUACGAGACUGCAACCGGGUCCUCUCCAUUAGUCCAAAAUAUGCCAAGGCUUGGUACAGGAGAGGCAAGGUCAACACUUCUUUGUUAAAUUAUGAAGAUGCAAUCUGCGACCUGAAGGUAGCCUUGGACUUUGAAGGAACUUCAAGUGGAAAGAGACAAAUACAAAAUGAUCUGAAGUUAAUGGAAAGUCAAAGUAAAACUGAAAGUACCUUUCAAGAGCUCAGUGGGAAAGAUCAGCUUGUGAUUGAUGAGCUACCACAAGCAAAGCUUCAGUGUGUAUCUACUCCAAUCAAAGGGAGGGGUAGGGCUUCACUGUUUGAUAUACCUCCAGCUUCUUUAGUUCAUCAGGAAGAGCCUUAUGCUGCGAUCAUAUUGAAGAACUUCCGAGACACACACUGUCAUUUUUGUUUCAAUGAACUGCCGGCGGAUAAUGUUCCCUGUACAUCAUGUUCAAUACCAUUGUACUGUUCUGAGCUUUGCCAACUUCAGGCAGGAGGACUGAUUUCGAGGAAAUGUGUAACUAGCAAAGCAAUUGAUGAUAUUCUUUCUGGUGAACUUCUAAAGUAUGUCUUAAAGGUGACUGCAGAAAGUGAUUUGGAUCCAAGCAGAGAGUGUAUCACUGAACAUGGACAUGAAUGUUGUGGUGUGAAUUGGCCUGUUGUGUUGCCAACCCAGGUGGUAUUGGCUGGUCGUAUUUUAGUGAAGUUGGUCGAACUUAAAGAGAAUUUGAAAGAUUUGGACCUUUCUCAUAAUUAUGUACAUCUCCCUCCAGAAAGCAAAGUGGAGUUGCAUGUAUACUCAAUUGUGCUGAUUUACUGUAUGCAAUCUUCGUAUAAAUCUGAAUUAGAGCUGCAUGGAGCUACUUUUGCAAAGGUUAUCGUUCUUAUUUCUCAAAUAAAGAUCAACUCCAUGGCAAUUGUUCGUAUGAAAUAUGCAGAUAUGUACAAUCCGCUAAAUCAAUCAGGAAAUGCUCCCUUACCUGGAGACACUAUGACAAAUAAUCUUGAGCAGGUGAGAGUUGGACAAGCAAUAUACUUAUCUGGCAGUCUGUUUAACCACUCCUGCGUGCCUAAUGUCCAUGCCUACUUCACUUCUCGUACACUUCUGAUAAGAACCACAGAAUUUGUGCUCCCUGGGUGUCCAUUGGAGCUAUCUUAUGGGCCACAGGUUGGGCAGUGGGAUUACAGUAACCGGCAGCGAUUUCUGCAAGACAAUUAUUCAUUCAAAUGUGAAUGUAGUGGAUGUACUAAAGUUAACCUUCCUGAUCUUGUCUUAAAUGCUUUCCGCUGUGCUAAACUCAAUUGCUCUGGUGUGGUUCUUGAUGACUGUAUGGUGGAGCACCAGAAACACAAAUUCUGUCAUUUACAAGAGACGCCUGAAAUUCACAGCAUGGAGCAUCAACGAGAGGUUGACAAGUUGAUGAAUGACGAGGUCAAGAACAUUGCCGGCCUCAUGUUUGGGCAUAGUAAUUACUUCCCUGAUAUUCAAUCUGGAUGCUGCCUAAAAUGUGGCUACGCUAGUGAUCUGAAGUCUCUGCAUGCAACAGUUGAUGAAGCUGAUUUAAUUUUUCAAAGUUUGAAGGGAGCUGCUGUUUCAAAUGAGGUUUAUGCUGGUAAUGGUAUCCUGUCAAAUGCUUUGAGUUCUCUUAAUGAUCUGAAAUCAACACUUCAUUCAUAUAACAAGAAACUUGCAGAGGCAGAAGAUAUUCUUGCGGAGGCGUUUUGUUCAGUUGGGGAGAUGCAACAAGCAAUUGAUCACUGUAUAAUAUCCAUUCAGAUUCUGAAGAAGCUAUAUGGUCCUGGUCAUAUUGCCCUUGGAAAUGAGCUCGUAAAGCUUUCAUCUCUUCAGCUAGCUUUGGGUGAUACUGCUGCAGCAGACACUGUAUAUGAGAUGGAUAACAUAUUCUCAAACUAUUAUGGGAAUCAUGCUGAGUUGAUGUUUCCGUAUCUGCGAUACCUCAAAAGGGAACUUGCCGAUGGAGUAUGGCCGGCCAACGCAUAAACACACAAACACGACCACAUCUGCACGUUGUUGGACCUUGGGCCGUGCCCAAGCCAGCACGCAUUGCAACGCUGAUAUGUUGUUGCUAUGUGGCUCGUGCGCAUCAACCAACAAGGCCAUGGGCCAUGCGCUGCUGCGUUGCCUUGCACGCUGCUGCUACGCUCAUGGGCCUCGAGCGCUUCGCGCAUUCAGCUCGUGGGCUGGCAGCUCCUCCUCGUAUGCAUCUGAUGGCCUUUCAGCCAAUGCUUUAUUGUAUAGUACUUGACGAUCCAAUUUCGUACAAUACGAUUAUUCGUUUCACCUAGCUUACGAAUAUACGCAAUAUGAUAUACGAUUCUGAUCCAACGUCUUAUCGUAUAUUUAUGUUUUCCGAA